Messenger RNA from Microthlaspi erraticum, 2091 nucleotides. Lineage: Eukaryota; Viridiplantae; Streptophyta; Magnoliopsida; Brassicales; Brassicaceae. The record is from the annotation of a GenBank genome assembly.
AUGAUCUUCCGAAUGGAUUCUGAUUUCGAUUUAUGGUUAUCCUUUUCGGUUCUAUGGGGGCGUAAUGAGGAUGAUUUAGUCGGUUUACACGGAGAUCUUGGCCGAUUUGGAAAAUCCCGUGACGUUUUGGCAAGAUCUAACGGGAUUAAGAUGAUACACGGCUGGGAUGGAUCGAAUUUUUCGGAGAUGGGGAAGAGAUGUCAACGAAGUUAUUCUAGGAAAGGAGAGGAGGCUCCAGGAAAACAAAAGGAAAUUGAGAUUAACUAUUCGUUCACAAUUAGGAAACACAAUCGGAGAGAUGACUCUCCAAAAUCAGCUGAUUCGUCAAAACAUAAUCUUUCGGGUAAUCAAUUCAGACUUUCUAUUGUGGAUUUAGUGUCUCUUGGGAAGAUUGCGGAUAUUCUUCGGGUUUUGAUUGAAGAUUUAACGGGAUUGAAUGGGAAGAAUGUUAAUGAGCGGGAGCAGUAUAAAAUCACACUCGGACAUUGUGAAAAUUCACCUUUCUUUGUUCGGAAAUUCUCUUUUGGCUUAUUGUGCUCUGUUUUUCUUUGUGCGUGUGUUCUCGAUUCGUUUAACACAGUUCUGUGCUUUUGCUUUCUCGUGCAAGACUCAAAGAUGGCGCAAGGAAGUUUGGUCGGUGGUGGUGGGUCAAACGCCGGUGACAAGAAGCAGGGGUCCCAUCUGAAGAUCACGGUCCCAAGAUUUGACAACACGGCCUUGAUCAGAGGCUACUCUCGCACUCUGAUCGGAAGAUGCAUGAAUCCGGCGGCUCAGGAUGUCAAUGCUUUGCUGCAUCAUAUGUCACGGUUUUGGAAGAUGGAGGAUAGAGUCGCUGGAGCGGACUUGGGAAUGGGGAGGUUCCAGUUCGACUUUGACAAUGAGGAAGACAUCGUGGAGGUGUUUAAGCUUGAGCCCUUUCACUUCGACUACUGGAUGGUCUCCUUGGUGAGAUGGGAACCGGUGAUGGAUCCAACAUACCCUUCGGCAAUCAAAUUUUGGGUGCGAAUGAUGGGGAUUCCGCUUCAUUUCUGGGCGGAACCAACAUUCAGGAGUAUCGGUGAAGCCCUUGGUGAAGUUCUGGAGGUGGACAUCGACGUUGGCAGGGUGAAAGUCUGUCUUGACGGGUAUAAACCUCUCAUCUUUGAGACUACGGUGGAGUUCCACGGAGGUGAGGAGAAUUUGGUGGCUCUCAGGUAUGAACGCCUAUUUGGCUUCUGCCGUAAAUGCUCCAGUCUUUGUCAUGAUGUUAGCCAAUGUCCGGUUCUUAGAAGAGUAAGAGAGGAGCGGGACAACCACCGUCGGCGAGAUGAGAAACCAGAUGGUGGGGUGAUGAGUUACAAAAGUGUGGUGGUGAACAGACCAGGUGGGGAGCAGGGGAAUGUGCGACAAGCUCAUCCCACCACUGGAGGAGAUGUGAAAGGGAAGGGCAAAGUAGAGGAAGCCAGGGAGGAACGUGGAAAGAGGCAGGCGACUUUCCGGGGAAAGAAUGGGGGUGAGAGCUCCGGCUCACAGAGAAAACUGGCGGGAUUUGUUCCCCUAGAACAGAGAAAGAGAAUUAACAGGCCGACAGUAAGGUUGAAGCACAUGGCGGCUCCGGCGACUGGCUUGGUGGUGAUAGAUAUGAAGGGCAACGAUCCCAGCCCCAGCCAACAGUCGGUAAACGAGGAAGCGGGAACGAAACUUGCCCAUACGGUGAACGAGGAAAUGGCGGAUGGUACUGGCCCGGUGAAUGAACCAACGGUGAAUGAGUCGGUGAUUCCCGAGGAGGGAGAGGAUGGCGAGAUCUGGUGGAAUGAGGUUCUUGAUGAAGGAGCAGCGGAGGAGGCAGCGGAGGAGGCAGCGGAUGAGGAUGAGAACCAUAUGGAGACGCAAGACAGCAACGACAUGCUUAUGGAGGUGAGUGACAAUGCGGGAAAUGCACAAGAUGUUGAGCAGUUUGUUGAUGUGUGCAUGGUCCAUGGUGCGAAAACACCACGGAAGAAGACAGCGUCGAAAGAACCACAGCGACUCGGUGAGAAACAGGCGGGAAAGGCAAAGGAGGCGGAGAAAAACCUGUCAGAGGGGUCCGGGACCAAUCUUAAAGCUCCUUAA